This is a messenger RNA of Babesia bigemina, 777 nucleotides long. Its product is annotated as co-chaperone GrpE, putative. Gene Ontology annotation, cellular component: PAM complex, Tim23 associated import motor. Bases 1 to 777 code for a protein of 258 amino acids. Gene Ontology annotation, biological process: protein folding; protein import into mitochondrial matrix. NCBI's taxonomy places the organism in Eukaryota, Apicomplexa, Aconoidasida, Piroplasmida, Babesiidae. The record is from RefSeq and is a predicted model, not a curated record. Gene Ontology annotation, molecular function: protein homodimerization activity; protein-folding chaperone binding; adenyl-nucleotide exchange factor activity. The transcript is spliced from 2 exons.
AUGGGUACACACAUCAAAUUUAGAUUGUGUCGCACGGCGAUAGCUUCUGUUGGAUGUAUGUUCAACGCUUCGUUUACCUCACGGCUUUACACCACCGUAAGGACGUUAGGGCGUGCCUACGAGAACCCUCGAUUUAUAACUUCUAAUGUGUUCUAUUGCAACAAACAGUUCAGGCAGUUUAGUUCAAAGGGCUCCGAAUCACCUAAGGAGUCGCAGUUCGAAAAUGAGGAACCUAGUCAAACCGAACAAACAAGUCACGAAAACACGGCAGAUGAGGAUUCACCUGUCAAUCUAGAGGAGCAGGUGGAAGAACUUCAAAGUAAGCUAGAGGAAGUAACUGGGAAACUGAAGGAGUUGCAGCUCAAGUACCGCAUAAGUCUAGAUAACUGCGAACAAAUCGAAAAAAUUGCAGCGAAGAAACUUAACAAUGCGAAACUAUAUGCCAUAACCCACUUCGCUAAGGAUAUGCUGGAUGUGGCAGAUGCAUUCGAACUAGCCUUCAAGUCGCUGGGAACUCAAAAGGAGACAGGAUUGAACGCCGAAUUCAUUGAAGGAAUCAGACUCACUGAACAACAGCUGCACAAGACAUUCGAAAAACACGGGAUCAAACGCUUCGAAAGUCUAGAGCAAAAGUUCAACCCAGAGGUGCACGAAGCCGUAUUCGAGAUUCCGGAUAAAAGUGUCGACAGGAAUACAAUCCUGCAAGUUGUGUUCAACGGGUACAUGAUAAAUGAUCGCGUUCUAAGGGCUGCCAAAGUCGGAGUGUCACGUAAGUAA